AUGGGAAGAUAUAUCUGCAGUCCUAGAAUGGAUGCUUUAAAUAGUCUUUGGAAUGGCAGAGAAUCUAAUCCUAAUGGUGUUUUAAAUCGUUUUUACAACUUUUGCAAUAAAAAUGGUGAUCAAGCCCAAGGAUCAAAGGAUAGUGAAACUAUAUCUAUUUUUAAAGAUGCUAUCUAUCUGAAUGUCACAUAUGGCAAAGGUUCAGCAGCUCUAGAAUCAGAUAAGGUAACUGGCUCAUUGGCAAUUAGGAUUUUUUACAGUUACUUUAUACAUGGAAAUGAGGAAGUAGAUUACCCCGUUUUUCGAGCUAGAAUUAGUGAGGAAAAUGUAAAAUCUUUAAAGUUAUCCCAUGUUUUACAAGCCAUCUAUAAAGACAAGGUUAAGGAAAAUAAUCGAAAUUUAGCAAUAGUCAUUGGUAUAGAUGAUGUAAAUAAAUUAAACGAUACAUCCAAUGAUGCUUUUCGUUUUCUUGUCAAUAUUAUUGGCUCACUUAGUUGUCGAUUAGGAAAUGUGUUUUUUGUCCCAAUUUUAGCUGGGACAGUUGAAGCAUGUGACAUUGGAUUUGAUGAAAAAUAUGUUUAUGGUAACAAUCUUUUCAGACGUAUUGUUGUUGAUAUAGUCGGACAGGUGCGUGCUUUGGAGUUGUUCUAUGAAAUGAUUUCAAAAGAAAUUUCAAAAAGGGAACUGGAAGAAGUUGAUUUGACACAUAUUAUGCAUUUAGUUGGAAAUGAGCUUCAGGAAAGAUAG
Molecule: messenger RNA, 747 nt
Organism: Funneliformis geosporum
Lineage: Eukaryota; Fungi; Glomeromycota; Glomeromycetes; Glomerales; Glomeraceae
Source: the annotation of a GenBank genome assembly